AUGCUGCUGGACGUCACCGACAAGAGUGAGAAACCCUGGGACGACAUCUUCCUGCUGCUGGUCAUCAAGAGCUCGCCAGAGGGUUUCGAACGACGACAGGUUCUCCGUCAGACUUGGGCCGAAGAGCGGAACUAUCGGGGGAAGCCCAUCCGCCGGGAGGAGGGGAGGACCUACGGGGACCUCCUGCAGUGGGACUUCACCGACUCCUUCUACAACCUGACACUGAAGCAGCUGCUGUUCCUGGACUGGUUCCAGACCCGGUGUCGCCGCUGCCACUUCCUGAUGAAUGGGGAGACGACGACAUCUUCGCCAACACCGACCAACACGGUGGAGUUUCUGCUCAGUCGCCACGGCAACGACGGAGACCAGCCCCUGUUCUAG
Molecule: messenger RNA, 381 nt
Organism: Knipowitschia caucasica
Lineage: Eukaryota; Metazoa; Chordata; Actinopteri; Gobiiformes; Gobiidae
Source: the annotation of a GenBank genome assembly